This is a messenger RNA of Peromyscus californicus insignis, 1272 nucleotides long. Its product is annotated as serpin A11. Gene Ontology annotation, molecular function: serine-type endopeptidase inhibitor activity. The record is from RefSeq and is a predicted model, not a curated record. Bases 1 to 1272 code for a protein of 423 amino acids. Gene Ontology annotation, biological process: negative regulation of endopeptidase activity. The transcript has 4 exons. Lineage: Eukaryota; Metazoa; Chordata; Mammalia; Rodentia; Cricetidae.
AUGAUGGGACCAGUGUGGCUGUGGCUGUUGAUAGCCAAGAUCCUGCUCCCCGUUCAUUGUCAACCAUUUUCUGCCCAUGAAGAGAAGAGUCUAGGGGUGCCUCAACCAGCCAGCCACCAGCUCCCGGAGCCAGCACCCUCCUAUCGCAAGGUCACACCCGCCAUCACUAAUUUUGCUUUGCGUCUCUACAAGCAGCUAGCAAAGGAAGUCCCCGGGAACAUUCUCUUCUCCCCCGUGAGCCUCUCUAGCAUUGUGGCUCUUCUCUCUCUUGGGGCACCUGCUGACACUCAGGCUCAGAUUCUGGAGGGCCUGGGCUUCAACCUCACAGAGACACCAGCAGCUGACACCCACCAGGGCUUCCAGAGCCUCCUGCACACCCUUGACCUGCCCAGCCCCAAACUGGAGCUGAAAGUGGGACAUUCUCUGUUCUUAGACAGGCAGCUGAAGCCUCAACAGCGCUUUCUGGACAGCGCCAAGGAGCUGUACGGAGCGCUGGCUUUUUCUGCCAACUUCACAGAUGCAGCUGCCACAGGGCAGCAGAUCAACGACCUGGUGAGGAAGCAGACCUACGGGCAGGUGGUGGGCUGUCUCCCAGAGUUUGGCCAUGACACCCUCAUGGUUCUCUUGAACUACAUCUUCUUCAAAGCCAAGUGGAAGCAUCCCUUUGAUCGCUACCAGACCCGGAAGCAGGAGAGCUUCUUCCUGGACCAGAGGACAGCGCUCCGCAUCCCCAUGAUGCGGCAGAAGGAAAUGCACAGGUUCCUGUACGACCAAGAGGCAUCGUGCACUGUCCUUCAGAUCGAGUACAGCGGCACGGCCCUGCUGUUGCUGGUUCUCCCUGACCCGGGGAAGAUGCAGCAGGUAGAAGCUGCCCUCCAGCCUGAGACGCUGAGAAGGUGGGGCCAGCGGUUCCUGCCCAGUCUGUUGGAUUUGCACCUGCCAAGGUUUUCAAUUUCUGCAACCUACAACCUGGAAGAGAUCCUUCCCCUCAUUGGUCUUGGCAACAUAUUUGGCAUGGAAGUUGACCUAUCAGGAAUCAUGGGGCAACUCAACAAAACUGUCUCCAGGGUGUCACACAAGGCUGUAGUGGACAUGAAUGAGAAGGGAACUGAGGCCGCAGCUGCCUCUGGCCUCCUUUCCCAGCCCCUGUCUCUGAACAUGACGUCGGCCCCACAUGCUCAUUUCAACAGGCCCUUCCUGCUCCUUCUCUGGGAGGUGACCACCCAGAGUCUGCUCUUCCUGGGAAAAGUGGUCAAUCCAGCUGCUGUGUAA